Molecule: messenger RNA, 6930 nt
Organism: Rhinolophus ferrumequinum (greater horseshoe bat)
Lineage: Eukaryota; Metazoa; Chordata; Mammalia; Chiroptera; Rhinolophidae
Gene: DGKE
Product: diacylglycerol kinase epsilon
Exons: 12
Coding region: 154-1848 (564 amino acids)
Molecular function (GO): ATP-dependent diacylglycerol kinase activity
Source: RefSeq, a predicted model, not a curated record
GAGUGCGGAGCCGGAGCUAACGGUUACCGACGCCAUCCCGCGCCGCGCGGCCCACGUGCGCCAUCGCGCCCGGAGCCCCUGGCUUGCGGCGGAGCGCAGCCAAUUUUUACUGCGCCCUGUCGUGUGCCAGGCCAGGAAUCGUCCUUGGAGAAGAUGGAAGGGGAGAAGCGGCCGCAGCCCUCCGAGGGCCUGUUUGCGGACGGGCACCUGAUCCUGUGGACAUUGUGCGCGGUCCUGCUGCCCGUGUUCAUCACCUUCUGGUGCAGCCUUCAGCGGUCGCGCCGGCAGCUGCACCGCAAGGACAUCUUCCGCAAGAGCAAGCACGGGUGGCGGGACACGGACCUUUUCAGCCAUCCCACCUACUGCUGCGUGUGCGCGCAGCAUAUCCUGCAGGGCGCCUUCUGCGACUGCUGCGGGCUGCGCGUGGACGAGGGCUGCCUCAAGAAGGCCGACAAGCGCUUCCAGUGCAAGGAGAUCAUGCUCAAGAAUGACGGCAGGGCCCUGGACGCCAUGCCCCACCACUGGAUCCGGGGCAACGUCCCCCUGUGCAGCUACUGUGUGGUUUGCAAGCAGCAGUGCGGCAGUCAGCCCAAGCUCUGCGAUUACAGGUGCAUUUGGUGUCAGAAAACAGUACAUGAUGAGUGCAUGAAAAAUAGCAUAAAGAAUGAAAAGUGUGAUUUUGGAGAAUUCAAAAACCUCAUCAUUCCACCGAGUUAUUUAACCUCUAUCCAUCAGAUGCGUAAAGACAAAAGAACAGAUUAUGCAGUGCUAGCCUCUAAGCUUGGAAAGCAGUGGACUCCAUUGAUAAUCCUGGCCAACUCUCGUAGUGGAACUAACAUGGGAGAAGGGCUGUUGGGAGAAUUCAGGAUCCUUCUAAAUCCAGUCCAGGUUUUUGACGUAACUAAAACUCCCCCUCUCAAAGCCCUACAACUCUGUACUCUUCUUCCUCACUACUCUGCUCGAGUACUUGUUUGUGGAGGGGAUGGGACUGUGGGCUGGGUCCUGGAUGCAGUCGAUGAAAUGAAGAUUAAGGGACAAGAAAAAUACAUUCCACAAGUUGCAGUCUUGCCUCUGGGAACAGGCAACGAUCUAUCCAAUACGUUGGGUUGGGGUACAGGUUAUGCAGGAGAAAUCCCAGUCACACAGGUCUUAAGAAAUGUGAUGGAAGCAGAUGGAGUUAAACUGGACAGGUGGAAAGUUCAAGUAACAAAUAAAGGAUACUACAACUUGAGAAAACCCAAGGAAUUCACAAUGAACAACUAUUUUUCUAUUGGACCUGAUGCUCUCAUGGCUCUCAAUUUUCAUGCUCAUCGUGAGAAGUCACCAUCUCUGUUUUCUAGCAGAAUUCUUAAUAAGGCCGUUUACUUAUUCUAUGGAACCAAAGAUUGUUUAGUGCAAGAAUGUAAAGAUUUGAAUAAAAAAGUUGAGCUAGAACUGGAUGGUGAGCGAGUAGAACUGCCGAAUUUGGAAGGUAUUAUAGUUCUGAACAUCGGUUACUGGGGCGGCGGCUGCAGGCUCUGGGAAGGGAUGGGAGACGAGACUUACCCUCUAGCCAGGCAUGACGAUGGUUUACUGGAAAUUGUUGGAGUAUAUGGCUCUUUCCACUGUGCUCAGAUUCAAGUGAAACUGGCAAAUCCUUUUCGCAUAGGACAAGCGCAUACAGUGCGGCUGAUUUUGAAGUGCUCCCGGAUGCCAAUGCAAGUAGAUGGAGAGCCCUGGGCCCAAGGGCCCUGUACUGUCACCAUAACUCACAAGACACGUGCACUGAUGCUAUAUUUCUCUGGAGAACAAACAGAUGAUGAUGUCUCUAGUACUUCAGAUCAAGAGGACAUAAAAGAAACUGAGUAGCUGGACGAGGAAAUGAAACUUUAUAGAAUCCUUAUGAACAAGCAGAUACACUGUCAUCCAAAAGUAGAAAUUCUCUGUCAACUAUUUAGUCUUAAUUUCACCAGUAGUAUAAUGAGUAUACAUUUCUGUAAAUAGCAUUCCAAAAACAGCCAGACUUCCAGGUAUUUACAAAUGCCUGUUCUUUUCAGCAAAACACUUUGAUCACAUAAUACUCAUUUUUUAAAAGUCACAGAAGGUUGUGUGAAGGUGAAGUGUUUUUUCAUGGCUUUACGUUUGAGAGUGAGGUUCGCUUUGAAGGGUACACUCUCACCCGUUAUUCGUUUGAGGGACAUAUUAUACACCAAGCAAGAUGUGAGUGGAAACAUCAUUUCCAUCUUAAUUUGUAAUGUGGUGCCACCAUAACGUUUAAAAGUUAACUUACAUUUUUGAAUGGAAAUGGUCGGUUUCAGAUGCAGGAUGCCCUCCUGCAGCCUUUUUAGAUGCCCACAUAUAGCCCAGCACCAUGUGGGUCCACACGUAUUUAUUUCCAGGAAAUCCUACAAGGAGAAAUGUAAAAGAAAGACAAUACUUAAAAUCUGUAUUAUGAUUUUUAUUUUGGGAGCAUUUCCAGACCCCCAAAUGUUGUUUGGUUACCCCUGGAAAUUACCAUGUUGAAUUGAAAUUCAGUACCUUGUUUCCAACCCAAUAUAGCCCAAAGAGAACCACAUAGGUGAAUUGGUAAAAAUUUUCAGAGAGCACUCUGAAAGUCAUGGGUUCCAAUCUCUUUUGGGCACACCAAUCUCUUUUGACUAAAAGACAAUGUCACCCAUUCAAAAAAAAUGUACUAAAGAAAAUUUACUAGUCAUAUUAAUUGCUCAAAAACAGUUAAAUAAUGCUUCAUAAGUUUUAAAACUUCAGUGAUCUUAUAGUAGUUUAAAAUACGGUAGUUUUUUAUAGCCAAAGUACUUAACAGAAUUUCCCCUGGGGAAGUUCCAAAUCCUCUGCUAAAAUGUUUAUAUCAUAUUUAUUUUAAAAUGAGAGAGAUAUAUUUUUUUUACUUAUUUAUUUUCUUCAUUGUGGUAACAUGUUUAGUGUUUACAAUACAUGGCUUUAUUUAAUAAGUUAAACUGAUCACAUAAAUUCUAGUCACAAUCAGAAAGGUAGCCUAUUAACUAAGUAAUUAAAACACGUAAUUUAAUUCUCCUGACAGAUGUUCUCAUUCUUCAGAAAUACUCGUUAAUUUUUUUAAAUUUUUUUUUAAAGAAAACGUCAGGGGAUCGAAAGCACUGGCAAACUGCUUUUGGAUAACUGACAGUUUUGUUUCAUUGUUUUAUUUGACCCUCAACUGCCAAACACUUACUGAAGGACUAGUCUCAUGGUUACCCAUUAGAGGGUGCUCUUCUCUUGUGAACCACCUUACUCCUUCAGGUCCUGUAGUUAGACUCAUUGGGCCUCCCAUCUGUUGUUUUUCUAACAAAUAGCCUGUUUGUGUACUUGGUGGUCUUUCAUGACAUUAAUCUCUGAAAGAUUAGAAUGUAUCCCCCAAAACACCAUUAGCUCUCCUGAAGGAUCUAUUAUAAAUCUGUCAUCCAUGAAUUGCUGUAAACUUAAAAAUCAGUCACCUUCAGGUCCAGGAACAACUUAGUGCUGUAUACUGUAGUCUGUACAUUAUAUAAAAUACUUUUUAUUUUGCUUCAAUUAACCUCUUCCAGAUCUCAACGGGAGAUGCUAAAUUCUAGUACUGAAAGAUUUUGUGAGCAGAUCUGUUUCACCUUAUUCAUACACCUUUCCUGGUAGGUAACCUAUUGUGGUGAGGGAGUUUUGUAGAUUUUCUUUUAUGAGCUGAUCAUGUUUUUAUUAUAACAAGUUUUAUUCUUUAAUUCAUGGUCAAAAUCGGUUGAUAUUACAUUUUACAAAAAUGCUGUUAAGUUCACUUUGCUUUAGACUAUUUUAUCUAUAAUUCAUAGUGCUAAUUAUAAAAUCAGAAUAUAUAGUUAAUUUGGGAUAUCAGAAUUAAAAUAAAAUAACUGUAGUUUUUUAGUUGUUAAAACUACUCUAACCAUAAUGUUACAUUGCAUUUAGAACAGGUUUACAUGCAACACCGUCAUUUAUUUAAACAAAUUGGUUUUUCAGUUUUCAUAAUCAGUGUUUUUUUUCCCCACUGACCCUUCAUGAAGUUUUUCUGUUGCCUUCCUCCUCAUUCAGACUUAAUUUUUAUUUAGGAAAGUUACUUCGGAAUACCAUAUUAUAAAACAUUAUCUUAUUUCAGCAAAAUUCACUUUUUUAGGCACAUUCAUUCAGCAUUUCAAAUAAAUAUAUACAGGCAUGUGUCUUGUUUUAAAUGAUUACAAUUUAUAAGACUCAUGUUUGCAAGUUAUAUAUUAAGGUACCAAUUGUUUACAUUACCAGGGAUUCUACACUUUACAGAAGAUAAUUUGCCAUAAGAUUUCCCUGUUCCAUUUGAAAUGGUCUUGAUUUUUUAAAAUCAUAGCUUCUAUAUUCUCAGGAAGAAAUAUAUGAAGUAAAGCAUAUCUCCAUGUCUGUUUCAAUUUCUCUCAUCUUUUACUGUCCUCAUACAUUCCGAACUCCUGGUAAACUUAGUGGCUUAAACACUGAAUACCUGGCAGCUCUUAUGGAUCCCUCAUAGAAGUAGAUGGUGAUAAUUUUCAGUACUUUGUUACGUUUAAUAGAAAUCAAACUGACUUGUGUUUUAAAAUAUAGGUUGUCUAAUGGGAAGAUUACAUAAUCUUAAGUGUGUUUUAGGUUUUUCUGCAACAAUUAGCUGUGAACCCUUAAUUAUAAGCUAAUGUUUAUAAAAAUUUUAUAGUCAAAAUUAUUUUAUUUUUUAAGGUGUGUCAAAAACAUGUAGUAUUUGCUUUUUGAAAUACGUUUGCCUACUUAGAGUUGUAAAGUAUACUGUGACUCCAAAAUUGUAAAGUGCUUUUUUGUGCUAUAAAAAGGAAUACUACCAACAUGUCAAAAAAAGAUAGUGUGCAUUUGUAAUAUAAAGUUGUAUUUAACAUAUGUUAAUUUUAAAUUUGCACCAACUAAAAAACUUUAAAGGUUAUAAUUUACAGAUUCCUGUGGAUCCGAAUACAUUUGUACUUGUUCAGCUGAAAAGGUUAUACUUUCCUUAAAAUGCGUAAUAGUUUUAUGUUGUUUUUCCUCGAAAUGAUAAUAUUGAAGCAAGACCCAGCACUUUAUAUUAGGAUUUUUUUUAAUUCUACCUAACUUGGAACAAUGAAAUGUAGGUAGAUUUAUUUUUAAAAAGGAAAAAUCUAGACAUUUAAAAAAGAAAAAAUAGUGUUGUUACUCUACCCCAUUCUGAAUGAAGGUGUGUUCUCAGCAACAAGACAGAAAAGGCUGUUUUGGUUUUGCUUUUUAAAAGUAUGUCCCUGACUUCCUCAAAUUUUCCCUUCAAGGCCUAGCUCCUGUUUCUCCAAUAUGAUCUGCAGGCCAUCUGCACCCACCAAGUCACCUGAGAGCUGGGUAGCAGUGUGGAUAUGCCUUUGUGAAUCAGUGUCUCUGGAGAUGGGACACCGGCAUCUCUGGUUUUAUUAACAAGCACCUCAGGCACUUCUGGUGUACACUGAAAUGUUCACGCUACUGGUCUGUGCCUUGUGUUUCCCCGGGGCUUUUGCCAGAUGGCUGCCACGUAGGAAAACUGAAUUAACUGGAUGUUCUUAAAAAUUUUUUUUCUUCACUACACUAACUGCCCUCUUCUCCCCAAAUCUUUCUUUUAAAAGAAAUUCAGUGAAAAACUUGCUCAUAUCCUAUCCAAGUUGACAUACAUAUCUAAACUCUAGUACAUAAAAAUUGGUGCCUCAGAUUCUGAUGGGGAACCAUAGGGUUUGGACUGCGAUCCAUGGAGGACGGAGACGCAGUGCUGCAGGAGCCCGUGAGUGGACGGCACAGAGGCUCCUCUUUCUCACGUCAGUCAGUGCCUCCCCAGGCUGGAGUGCUGCUUAAGACAAGGUUUCAGUCGAUAAAACAUUUCCUCCUUUCAAAAAAAGAUUCCACUGUGUUGUUUUUUUUAAGAGUUUGGAGGCCACUACUCUAAUGACUCUGUCACCGUGUUAAUUUUCUACUGAUUUUUACAUAUUCAGAAACCCCCUUUUUUUCGUGAAAAGAAUAUUUUGGAGGUCUCAGUUAGUUGCUGCUUGGAAUAUGGCCACUUGGCUAUUUCACAAAUUUUAAAGGCAUUUUGUUGAAUAGUAAAUCACUGGCUUAGCCUGCUUCUCAUAUUUCUAAUUUUAGUAUAGAAGUGGUCUGUGUAUUUAAUUUUAGUUAUGUAAAUACACACACACAUUUUCCUUCAUGGCCCUGACUGUAGUCAGUUCAUGAGACUUGCAGUUCUCAAAAAGGUACGUUCCAAGGUUCUAGAGAAAUAAUCAAAAAGUGUCAUCCUCUAAUACAGAAGUUGAAUUGUAUUGCUGAUCUUAGACCUAGAAUACUUCCUGGUCUCUGCAAGGAUGCCCUGGGCUACCUCACCAAGGAAGGACGGUGUCAAAGCAGAAUGCACAUCUCAUGACUGACGUGAAAAGAGCUGGAAAGUUAGGUGGUUUUCCUUGUUCCUCUAAUCGUGUCCAGGCAAGAGGGCAUCCCAAUUACAUGAGAUUGGGCUACCUGUGAGAAAAUUCCUGGAGUAAGGAGGGGCCUUUGUGAAAUCUGGAUGACAGUGGUUCGUAAGAACAUUUGUUGUUAUUCCAGUUCUAGGCUCUGCCAGCAGUCUUUCUCUUGAAUUUGAUCUGCUUAAAUGAGCCCUGGAGGUAAAUUGGCACUCUGAUUUGUAAUUCUGUUUUAUACACGUUUAAAGCCCCCUGGGUCCUUGGCCCUGAUCAACCUUGCAGGUGAACUGACUGAAUCAGAUCUCUGAAUCCAGUGUUGAAGACACUUGUGGGGCUUCACUAGGCAGCCAGUGGGCCCCUUGCUCUUUCUCCCCCUCUGGCCACAGAACUGUGUACCUACCACUUAAUUACCCUGUGUUAAUUGCUUUUGUUGUGUUGGGUCUGUAUAGUUGUGGUUAUUGCCUACAGACAAAUGUAAAUUAAAGCAUUUGAUAUGUUGAAGGUGUUUGCUUGUUUUUUAAUAAAAUUAAAAGUG